This is a messenger RNA of Hermetia illucens (black soldier fly), 3139 nucleotides long. Its product is annotated as sodium/potassium-transporting ATPase subunit beta-1. The record is from RefSeq and is a predicted model, not a curated record. The coding region runs from base 782 to 1723 and encodes 313 amino acids. The transcript is spliced from 4 exons. Gene Ontology annotation, biological process: intracellular potassium ion homeostasis; sodium ion export across plasma membrane; potassium ion import across plasma membrane. Gene Ontology annotation, cellular component: sodium:potassium-exchanging ATPase complex. Lineage: Eukaryota; Metazoa; Arthropoda; Insecta; Diptera; Stratiomyidae. Gene Ontology annotation, molecular function: ATPase activator activity.
CGACUUCACUUCAGAUCUUUUAGUAAGGCAACGAGCGCGGACCGGAAUACAACUCCCAGCGCCGGGAAACUCGAGGAAAAGUCUCAGAAAUCGAGGCAAGAACACAACUCGCAAAUCUAUACACAUCUCCCUUCUGGCUUUUCUUUUUAAAAAUAACUUCGGCCUUAGCGGAAAGUAUCUUUAGAUACUCACUACUUGGCUACUAGUCACUCGAUUUUCCACACGCUCCUCGGCUGAUUGUAGUCCACACGGAUUCGGGAGAAAAAUUCCAUCCUGCAACCAACUGGUUCCCGUCUAAUCCAUCUUCAAACAAAUUAGUUUUUCUGGUGAAUCAUUGGCAGUUUUUCCGAAAAUAUCUUGAGUAUAACAAGUUGACGUCGAAGAUACAAAAUCAAGUGAAAAGAACUUUUAACGGUUACCAGAUUGUGUUCUAGUGAAUUUUCAUUAUCGGUGGGCAUUGUCCGGAAAUCGAGUGAAGGGAGAAGUGGAAAAUAAAGAGCAGAGAAAGCUGAAAAGCGCUAGGAAAGUGAUAAGCAACAACGGCAUAUUGUGAAAGAAUGAUAAAGUGCUGAUAGCGAAUUUUAUAUUGUUAUUAACUUGCUGCUGCCAAGUUUCUGUGAAUUUAGUUUGUUUGUUCCGGUUCAGUCGCAGAUUCAAGAGGAAAGUUCCUUUGUGCAUAAUUCACCAGAUUUUGUACGUUUGUUACAAAUUCGAUCGAAUCGUCCUCAGUCGCCAAAGUAUCUAUUUAUAAAUUAGAAGAAAAAGUCAUUCAGAUUUCGCGAUGAGUAUGAAAAAGAACGGAGCUGCAUCCGCGGUGCAGUAUGAGUUUCCUGACAAACGCAAGGAAACCUUCAAGGAGAUGAUUUACAAUCAGGAGACAGGGUCGAUUUUGGGACGUACAGGAGCAGAAUGGGGAAAGCUACUUAUAUUCUACACAAUAUUCUACGCUAUUCUUGCCAUUAUGUUCGCGAUAUGUAUGCAAGGAUUAUUAGCAAGUAUAUCUGAUGAUCGUCCUACCUACGUGCUAGAACGAUCCUUGAUUGGCACUAAUCCUGGCCUAGGUUACCGUCCUCUUGCCAAUUUAACAGAACUCGGCUCUGUGGUGCAUUAUAAUUCGAAAAAACCAGACGAAAUCAAAUUUUGGACAGACCAUUUAGAUGAAUUUUUAACAACUUACAGUAACAAAAGUGGUGGAUCUAAUGAAAAAAUCUGUGAUUUUGACACAAAACUGAACCGAGGUGAUGUCUGUGCAGUAACUCUGGAGAACUUCGGUCCAUGCAAUAGGAACCAGUCAUACGGCUACGAUAGAUCCAAACCAUGCUUCUUCCUUAAAUUGAACAAGAUCAUGGAAUGGGUGCCGGAAUACUACGAGGAUGUCAACGAUUUACCAGAAGACAUGCCUGAGGACCUGAAAACCUACGUCAAAAGCAUUCCAGCAAAAGAGCGUAAACAAAUCUGGGUAUCAUGCCAAGGACAUCAUCCAAGUGAUAUGGAAAUUAUCGGUCCCGUUUCCUACUAUCCUGGACGUGGUUUCGCUGGAUACUACUACCCCUAUACCAAUCAACCAGGAUACCUCAGCCCUAUUGUUGCCGUCCAGCUGGAGAGACCGACUCUGAAUCAAAUGGUUCACAUCGAAUGCCGUGCCUGGGCCAAGAACAUCAUCUACGAUGGAAGCUUGCGAGACCGUCAGGGUUCUGUACUUUUCGAAGUUCUGAUCGAUUAGUCCAGGCCUUUAAUCCCGCACUACAUUCAUACAAUAAGAUAGGGUUUAAUUUAAGUUUUAUUCUAGUUUCGUUAUUUUAGUUUUCUCAGAGCACUUUUUUUGAUGAAGGAACAGUUCUCCAAUGAAAUUAGAUAUCUAAAACUACGAAUACGACAGUGAACAGUAAACGAAACUACAGUGCAAAUGAAAUCCAACAAUUUUUUUUUGUUCUUCCGUUUUUAAAGAUAUUAUCAAGUUUUAUAGCGUAAAAUGUAUUUUGAGAGGGGUCAAGCCCAAUUUUAUUUAUACAAAACACCCAAAAGUGCCAGUUUUCAGCGAAUACCACGGCGGACAUGAGGUCCUGCGUUAGUUACAUCAAUGAAGUAUUGCAUAAACAUCGACUCUAAUAUAAAAUAUUCCGUGAUUGAGUCGGCAAAGUAUCUAUCGAUUAGGAGUAAAGCCAAGACCAUUUUUAGUAGGAAAGGAAACCAUCUUCACACCAUUGCAAGCAACUCAUUCUAGAAAUUGCCAAACAUUGCAAUUAGCUCUAAAAUUCUGUAGACUAUCGUGUUUAGUUUAAAUUUAAAGAUAGAAUAAUAGUUUCCAGCCCGGAGUCGAUCUUCCCGAGAGGGGAGGAGAGGGGGAGGGGCUCCAAUAAAUCCAUCUGGCUGGACUAUCUUCAACAAAGGUAGACCUUCUUUUUUGAGUGUAAAUUAAUGUACAAUUCGACCAGCAGUAGCUUUGUUUUAGUCUUUAAUUUAUUUUCGUGUAAAUAAAGAUACGCAACUAUCAUUUCUCCCGUUAGAUAUUUAAGGAUAAUUACGGUCAAUAUUAACAAAUUAGUCAUAUUAUCGCAAUUCAGUGUUAAUAGUGAAUAGGAAAUGUUAGUUGAAUCGAAAGGAACGUUUUUCACGAAGGAAAAUUGUAAAUUGUUUUGAAUUUAUAUGAAAAGAUACAAAAAAAAAACUAAACCAAAUGGUUGACUGGUUUUAAGCUUUUUGAACGUUUUGUUAGUAAAUUAAAUUUGUACUAAAAAUGAGAAAAUUUAGAUCUGAUGACAUACAAGAUUGGAUACACUUUAGCAUAAAAUCAAAAAUGUGUUCAUCCUUUAGGCGAAACAAAAAAUUAGAGGAAACAAACAAAACCCAAAAAAAAAAACAAAAGAUAUUUUUUAUGAACGAUACGAUGGAGACGAAAUUUUAGAACAAAACAAAGAAUAAUUGUGUGUCUUCUGGAUAAAAUUAUAGAAUAUAAAAUAUAUUAGAGAAAAAUGUAGAUUUUCCAUAGCACAUUGUGGUUUAUAACGUAGAAAACAAGCAAAAUGAAUUCAAAAUUCAAGCGAAAUAAUGAUAAAUUAUUAUAAUGAUUACUUUGCAGUGCAACAGUAUUUUUAUUGCCUUUUAAGAUUUGAAGAUGAAUAAAAUUUAAUGAUAGAUU